AUGGAAACUAUUCCUUAUGCAUCUAUUGUUGGAAGCUUAUUGUAUGCACAGACUUGCACUAAACCAGACAUCAAUUUUGUUGUGGGUACGCUAGGCAGGUAUCAAAGUAAUCCAAUAAUCGAUUAUUGGAAAGUUGUAAAGAAAGUUUUAAGGUAUCUGGAAGGAACAAAGGAUUAUAUGCUUACUUACAAGAGAUCUGAUCAUCUUGAGGUGAUUGGAUAUUCAGAUUCAGAUUUUGCCGGAUGUGUAGAUACAAGAAAAUUCACUUUUGGCUAUUUGUUCCUGUUAACUGAAGGAGCAAUUUCAUGGAAAAGUGCAAAGCAGUCUAUUAUCGCUGCAUCCACUAUGGAAGCUGAAUUUGUAGCAUGCUUUGAGGCUACAGUUCAUGGUUUAUAG
Molecule: messenger RNA, 396 nt
Organism: Cucumis melo (muskmelon)
Lineage: Eukaryota; Viridiplantae; Streptophyta; Magnoliopsida; Cucurbitales; Cucurbitaceae
Product: secreted RxLR effector protein 161-like
Exons: 1
Coding region: 1-396 (131 amino acids)
Source: RefSeq, a predicted model, not a curated record